Molecule: messenger RNA, 366 nt
Organism: Aspergillus uvarum CBS 121591
Lineage: Eukaryota; Fungi; Ascomycota; Eurotiomycetes; Eurotiales; Aspergillaceae
Exons: 3
Coding region: 1-366 (121 amino acids)
Source: RefSeq, a predicted model, not a curated record
AUGGCACAGUCGCACUUCUCGAAUCCAGCAACUCCACCCACGGCACAGUCCAAGCUGCCUAGUAGUUCCCUACACGAUCUAUCCCGAGAACCCAAUCAACCAGAAGAUACUCCAAUCCCAAGGAUUUACGUUCUCCGGACGGAGCCUGAGUACUUACAUACAUCUAUACCCCAAGGACCCUCCUCCCUCUCCUCCAAUACGCCAUCAUCAUCAUCAUCAUCUUCUUCUUCUUCUUCUUCUUCUUCGAAAUUUCGAUACGCUAUACAGCGUACGCCCUACGCUAAUAGCCGCUGCCCGUUCACGGCCACGCGCAAUGCUACCGACACCCAGACUACCCAACCCACCUUACCGUGCAAGCAACAGUGA